UCCUUCUUGUCCCUCUUCUUCCCCUUCAUCUCCCUUUUUCCCCCUACACUUCUCUCUCCAUCUCUUUGCCUCUUCUCUUCCUCUUCCCCCCCGGCCCCGUGCCCUCGUAGCACUACAGCUGUGCAAGGUCCUGUACCUGGGCCGGGGCAAUCCCAGGCACAAUUACAGGCUGGGCAGAGUAUGGAUUGAGAGCAGCCCUAAGGAGAAGGACUUGGGGGUGCUGGUGGAUGAGAAGCUCGACAUGAGCCAUCAGUGUGAGCUCCAACCGUAGCCUGGGCUGCACCAAAAGAAGAGUGAUCAGCAGGUCGAAAGAGUUAAGCGUGUAUACUACCACACGGUCAAACCUUGGUGCUGAGAAUAAUGUAGAUCUGGUUUUGAAUGUGGAGGAUUUCGAUAUUGAGUCCAAAUUUGAAAGGACAGUGAACGUCUCUGUACCAAAGAAAACACGAAAUAAUGGUACAUUAUAUGCAUAUAUAUUUCUUCAUCAUGCUGGCAUUUUGCCUUGGCGUGACAGUAAGCAGGUGCAUAUAGUAAGCCCUCUGACCACAUACAUGGUCCCUAAACCAGAAGAGAUUAAUUUGCUCACUGGAGAAUCGGCCACACAGCAAAUUGAAGCAGAAAAACAAAACAAUGCUCUAGAUGAACCUGUCUCUCACUGGAGGUCAAGAUUAACCCUAAAUGUCAUGGUGGAAGACUUUGUGUUUGAUGGAUCAUCCCUCCCUGCUGAUGUUCAUCGUUACAUGAAGAUGGUUCAGUUGGGGAAGACAGUGCAUUACCUUCCAAUAUUAUUUAUUGAUCAGCUAAGCAACAGAGUGAAAGAUUUGAUGGUUAUAAAUCGUUCAACAAUGGAGCUACCUCUUACGGUGUCAUAUGACAAAAUAUCUCUUGGAAAACUCCGAUUUUGGAUCCACAUGCAGGAUGCUGUGUACUCCCUACAACAGUUUGGGUUUUCAGAAAAAGAUGCAGAUGAAGUUAAAGGAAUUUUUGUUGAUACUAACCUGUACUUUCUGGCUUUGACGUUCUUCGUAGCAGCAUUCCAUCUUCUCUUUGAUUUCCUUGCAUUCAAAAAUGACAUCAGUUUUUGGAAGAAAAAGAGGAGCAUGAUUGGAAUGUCUACAAAAGCAGUGCUUUGGCGGUGCUUUAGUACUGUGGUAAUAUUUCUUUUCCUUUUGGAUGAACAAACAAGUUUAUUGGUACUGAUCCCAGCAGGCAUUGGUGCAGUGAUUGAGCUCUGGAAAGUGAAGAAAGCUUUGAAAAUGACAAUCAAAUGGCAAGGCUUGAGACCCAAAAUUCAGUUUGGAACAUACAGUGACUCUGAAAAGAAAACUGAGGAGUAUGAUACUCAGGCUAUGAAAUACUUGUCAUAUUUGCUCUAUCCGCUGUGUAUUGGAGGUGCAGGUUACUCCUUGCUGAAUGUCAAAUACAAAAGCUGGUACUCCUGGUUGAUUAACAGCUUUGUCAAUGGAGUGUAUGCUUUUGGAUUCCUGUUUAUGCUGCCUCAGCUAUUUGUAAACUACAAGAUGAAAUCUGUUGCACACUUACCAUGGAAGGCUUUCACGUACAAAGCAUUCAACACCUUCAUUGAUGAUAUAUUUGCUUUUAUCAUCACAAUGCCGACAUCUCAUAGGCUGGCAUGCUUUAGAGAUGAUGUUGUGUUCCUGGUCUAUCUUUACCAAAGAUGGCUUUAUCCUGUGGAUAAGAGCAGAGUGAACGAGUAUGGAGAAUCUUAUGAAGAAAAGCCAAAAAAAAAAAACUCAUAGAGAAUAACGAAGAAUAACGAAGAAGAUACUGACCCCUGGACUCUUACUGA
Molecule: messenger RNA, 1810 nt
Organism: Cuculus canorus (common cuckoo)
Lineage: Eukaryota; Metazoa; Chordata; Aves; Cuculiformes; Cuculidae
Gene: CLPTM1L
Product: CLPTM1 like
Exons: 17
Coding region: 552-1760 (402 amino acids)
Cellular component (GO): endomembrane system; membrane
Source: RefSeq, a predicted model, not a curated record